Molecule: messenger RNA, 7095 nt
Organism: Thamnophis sirtalis
Lineage: Eukaryota; Metazoa; Chordata; Lepidosauria; Squamata; Natricidae
Source: RefSeq, a predicted model, not a curated record
AGUAGACCAAACCGGCUUAUGUCUGGCAUGCCAUUGCCCAAAGAAGAAGGGAAGGCUCAAGAUAAAGCAUCGGUUAAAUCUUUACUGGUUGGUUUGAAUGAGGCUUUCAAAAGUGUUCCUUCCCAGGCUAGAGGUGCUGAAAAGGAGAAUCUGCAGUUUGAGCAAAAACUAUACAGAGGUGUUUCAGCCAUCUCGUCUUGGCUAGAUGGAGUUGAAGAACAUUUGUUUGUUGCCACGGCCCUUUUACCUGAAGUGACAGAAACAUGCCUUGAUAAUCAAGAAUCUCUUGCUAAAGAUAUCAAUGAAAUGACAGAAAAAAUGGAUAAAAGCAAGGAUUUAUUUUCCCAUGUGUUUCCUGAGAAUGCUGAUAACCGAGAUGUUAUAGGAGACACUUUGGACAGUUUGUUACAGAGAUUAACAUUACUAGAUACACUAGUAAAUCAAAGAUGCCAGCAUAUGAAAGAGAGACUUCAGCAGAUACUGAAUUUUCAGAAUGACUUGAAGUUGAUGUUUACUUUAUUAGCUGAUAACAAGUAUAUUGCACUGCAGAAACUAGCAGAAGCAGUUGAACGCCCUGAAACAGAACAAAUACAGGCCAUUGAGCAAGUAGAACGAGGACUGAAAGAAUUAGAUGCAGGUAUCACUGAAUUAAAGAAACGUGGAGAUAAACUGCAAAUUGAUCAAUCUUUCAUGCAAGAAUUAUCCAAACUUCAGGAUAUGUAUGAUGAGUUAAUCAUGAUCAUAGGAUCACGGCGCUGUGGAUUAAACCAAAAUCUGGCAUUGAAGGGUCAGUACGACCAAGCUUUGCAGGAUCUGGCUGACCUGAUUGAAACUGGGAAAGAAAAGAUGGCAGGUGAUCACAAACUGAUAGUUGACUCCAAAAAGGAAAUCCAACAGCUUCUUGACAAGCAUAAGGAAUAUUUCCAAGGACUAGAGGCACACACGAUCCUAACAGAAACGCUUUUUAGAAAAAUAAGCAGCUUUGCUCUUGUGAAGGAAACUGAAAUCCAUGUAGAUCUAAUGGCACAAGGCUCUGCAGUAUUAAAACAAGCUCAUAAGAAAGGAGUGGAGCUGGAAUAUAUUCUAGAGACUUGGAUGCAUUUAGAAGAAGAAUAUCAGGAACUCAUACAGCAGUUGGAGGCUGUUGAAACCAACAUUCCUAGUGUUGGCUUGGUAGAAGAAACUGAGGAAAGGCUUAGUGAUCGGAUUUCACUUUAUCAGCACCUGAAAUAUAGUCUUACUCAACACCAACCCAAACUUUACCAAGUGCUGGAUGAUGGGAAAAAACUACUGUUCUCUGUGACAUGUUCAGAAUUGGAAUCUCAAUUGAACCAGAUAGGGGAGCAUUGGUUAAAUACUACCAACAAAGUUACUAAGGAAAUGCACAGACUGGAAACUAUACUUAAACUCUGGACAAGAUAUCAGAGUGACUCGGCUGAGCUGAUUCAUUGGCUCCAGUCAGCAAUGGAACGUUUGAAAUAUUGGACCCAGCAAUCUAUCACAGUUCCUCAAGAACUAGAAAUAAUUCGAGAUCAUCUGAAUGCAUUUUUGGAAUUUUCCAAAGAAGUUGAUGCAAAGUCAUCCCAAAAAUCUACUGUUCUGAGCACUGGAAAUCAUCUUCUCCGGCUGAAGAAAGUGGAUACUGCGUCUUUGAAGGCUGGACUGUCACAAAUUGAUAAUCAGUGGACAGAACUGCUCAUACAGAUUCCAGUAGUGCAGGAAAAACUGCAUCAGGGCUUUAAAAUUGAUGUAAGCUGUAAACAGUUAACCGUGGACUUCGUUAACCAAUCAGUGUUGCAGAUUAGUAGUCAGGAUGUGGAAAGCAAGCGUAGUGACAAGACGGAUUUUGCUGAACAACUUGGAAUGAUGAAUAGGCGGUGGCAGAUUUUGCAGAAUCUGAUAAUGGAAAAGAUUCAGUUGUUGGAAGGUUUCCUUGAAUCAUGGACAGAAUAUGAAAAUAACAUUCAGAACCUAAAAACAUGGUUUGAAACUCAAGAGACAAAACUGAAGGAACAACAAAGAAUUGGCGAUCAAGCUUCAGUUCAAAAUGUCCUAAAAGACUGUCAGGAACUUGAAGAUCAGUUAAAAACAAAAGAGAUAGAACUUGAAAAAGUUGAACAGACUGGCUUUACCCUAAUACAAAAUAAAAAAGAAGAAGUCUGUGUUGCUGUUAUGGAUACCCUCCAGAAGCUAAAUAAUUCUUGGGCAAAUUUGGACCACCAGGUUGGUCAGCUGAAAACACUGCUACAAUCUGUCCUUCAUCAGUGGAGAGUUUACAAAGCAUCUUAUGAAGAACUUAAUAGCUACAUAAUGGAAGCAAGGUAUUCCCUGUCUCGCUUUCAUCUUCUUACUGGCUCUCUGGAAGCAGUGAAAGUCCAAGUAGAUAAUCUUCAGAACUUGCUAGAUGAAUUGCAAAAGCAAGACCAUCGCUUACAAAAAUUUGGGUCAGUCACCAAUGCACUAUUAAAAGAAUGCCAUCCACCAGUUACAGAAGCGCUUAAUAAUACUUUGAAAGAAAUGAACUUAAGAUGGAACAAUCUUCUAGAAGAAAUUGCAGAGCAUUUACAUUCCAGUAAAGGUCUGCUUCAUCUCUGGCAGAAAUAUAAAAACUAUUACUUGCAAUGUUCUUCUACUGUCCAGCAAUAUGAGGACCGAACAAAUGAACUUUUGAAGGCUGAACUCAAUAAGGACACUGUUGAUGAUGAAGCCACUGCUUGGAUUCAUGACUGCAAUGAUCUACUUAAAGGCAUGAAGACAAUGCAAGAUUCUCUAUCUGUUCUGCAUGAACUAGGCGAACAGCUGAAGCAGCAAGUGGAUUCUUCUGCUGCAGCAGCUAUCCAAUCCGGCCAGCUCUUACUAAAUCAGAAUUUAGCUUCUUUAGAGCAAGGACUCAACAGACAGCAGUCAAUAUUACAGGCAGGAGUUCAAGACUACCAGACCUUUAAUCUCAGUCUGUCAGGACUGGAGCAGUGGACAAAGCAAGCGGAAGAGAUGCUGAAAAUGCAAGAUCCAAGCCACUCAUCGGACUCAUCCAUCAUUCGGAACAGAAUGGAGGAGCUUAAAUGCCAGAUGCUAAAAUUCAGCAGCAUGGCACCUGAUUUGGAUCGUCUAAAUGAGCUGGGAUAUAUGUUGCCCUUGAAUGAUAAAGAAAUCAAAAGGAUGCAAAAUCUGAAUAGAUGCUGGUCAGUUAUUUCUUCACAAACUACUGAAAGAUUCAGUAAGCUACAGUCCUUCAUGCUGCAGCAACAAACCUUCCUAGAAAAAUGUGAGACUUGGAUGGAGUUCUUGGUUCAAACUGAGCAGAAACUGGCUGCAGAAAUUUCAGGAAACUACCAGCUUCUUUUAGAACAGCAGAGGGCGCAUGAGCUGUUCCAAGCAGAGAUGUUUAGUCGGCAACAGAUUUUACAUUCUAUCAUCAUGGAUGGCCAUAACCUUCUUGAGCAAGGGCAGGUAGAUGACAGGGAUGAAUUCAAUUUAAAACUGGCAUUGCUCAGUAAUCAGUGGCAAGGGGUAAUUCGUAGAGCCCAGCAGAGAAGGGGCAUCAUUGACAGUCAGAUUCGUCAGUGGCAACGAUACAGAGAAAUGGCAGAGAAAUUGCGCAAGUGGCUGGUGGAAGUGACUUGUCAAUCAGCAAGUGGGCUGGGCACUGUUCCUAUCCCAUUGCAGAGAGCUAGAGCCCUACUGGAUGAAAUGCAGCUCAAAGAGAAAGUGCUUCUUCGCCAACAAGGGAGCUACAUUUUAACAGUGGAAGGUGGAAAACAGCUGUUACUCUGUGCUGAUGGUGAGACAGAAGCAUCUUUACAGAAGGAACUUACAGAAAUCCAAGAGUGGUGGAAAUUAGCAAACCUCAGACUUGAAGAACAGAAAAAGCAGCUCACCUUACUAUUAAAAGACUGGGAAAAAUGUGAAAAAGACAUAUCAAAUUCCUUGGAAAAGCUAAAAUCCCUGAAGAAGAAGCUUUCUCAGCCAUUGCCAGACCAUCAUGAUGAGCUCCACACAGAGCAGAUUCGCUGCAAGGAACUAGAGAGUGCCGCUGAGGGAUGGACCAACGAUCUUUCUCAUUUGAACUUAUUAAAGGAGACCCUGGGUACUUUCAUUAGUGCAGAGGACAUUUCGGCACUCAACGAACGUAUUGAAUUAUUGCACAGACAAUGGGAAGAACUAUGUCACCAGGUUUCCUUGAGGAGGCAACAGGUGAGCGAGAAACUGAAUGAAUGGGCAGUCUUCAACGAGAAGAACAAAGAUCUCUGUGAGUGGUUGACACAAAUGGAAAGUAAAGUUUCCCAGAAUGGAGAUAUUCUCAUUGAAGAAAUGAUUGAAAAACUCAAAAAGGAUUAUCAAGAUGAAAUUGCAGUUGCCCAAGAAAAUAAAAUGCAGCUUCAGGAAAUGGGAGAACGGCUUGCUAAAGCAAGCCAUGAAAGCAAAACCCUGGAGAUUGAGUAUAAACUUGGCAAGGUCAAUGACAGGUGGCAACAUCUUUUAGAUCUCAUUGCAGCCAGGAUGAAGAAACUGAAGGAGACCUUGGUGGCAAUCCAGCAAUUGGAUAAGAACAUGAGCAUCUUGAGAUCUUGGCUCGCCCAUAUUGAAUCAGAGUUAUCCAAAGCCAUUGUCUAUGAAACUUGCGAUUCUGAGGAGAUUCAAAGGAAACUAAAUGAACAGCAGGAACUUCAAAGAGACAUAGAGAAACAUAGCACUGGGGUUGCAUCUGUCCUCAAUCUCUGUGAAGUUCUUCUCCAUGAUUGUGAUGCUUGUGCUACUGAAACAGAAUGUGAUUCCAUUCAGCAAGCCACAAGAAACUUGGAUCGAAGAUGGCGGAAUAUUUGUGCCAUGUCAAUGGAAAGGCGACUCAAAAUUGAAGAGACUUGGAGACUAUGGCAGAAGUUUUUGGAUGAUUAUUCUCGCUUUGAAGAUUGGUUGAAAAUUUCUGAAAGGACGGCUGCUUUCCCUAGUUCUUCUUGUGUAUUAUAUACAGUUGCUAAAGAAGAACUGAAGAAAUUUGAGGCUUUUCAGCGUCAAGUACAAGAAAGUUUGACUCAGCUAGAACUGAUCAACAAACAGUACCGCCGCUUGGCCAGGGAAAAUCGCACCGAUUCUGCUGGCAGCCUCAAAUCGAUGGUCCACGAAGGAAACCAGAGAUGGGAUAACUUGCAAAAACGAGUGAUCUCCAUCCUCCGCAGACUUAAACAUUUCAUUGGCCAACGUGAAGAAUUUGAGACGGCACGUGACAGCAUUUUGGUCUGGCUUACAGAGAUGGACUUGCAGCUCACCAACAUUGAACACUUCUCAGAGUGUGAUGUUCAAGCGAAGAUAAAGCAACUCAAGGCUUUUCAGCAGGAGAUCUCCCUGAACAACAACAAAAUUGAGCAAAUCAUUGGCCAGGGUGAGCAACUGUUAGAAAAGAGUGAGCCUUUAGAUGCAGCUGUCAUUGAGGAAGAGUUGGACGAGCUAAGACGUUAUUGCCACGAGGUCUUUGGCCGAGUAGAAAGAUACCACAAAAAAUUAAUUCGUCUUCCACUCACAGAUGAUGAGCAUGAGUUAUCUGAUCGUGAAGUGGAUCUGGAUGAAUCAGCAGAUCUUUCCGACCUGCACUGGCAUGACAAAUCCGCAGACAGUGUCCUUUCCCCACAUCCUUCCUCCAUUCUCUCGCUGUCUCUUCCCCAGCCAAUCCGAAGUGAAAGGUCAGGGCGGGAUACACCAGCUAGCAUAGAUUCCAUCCCCUUGGAAUGGGAUCAUGACUAUGACCUGAGUCGUGACCUGGAGACCGCAGUCUCAAGAGCCCUUCACUCUGACGAAGAGGGGAGGGACGACAAAGAUUUUUAUCUUCAAGGAGCUACAAGCCUAGCAGGAGAACCAGGUUCCUUGGAAACACAUAUUCAGCAGCUUGACAAAGCUUUGGACACUAGUCGUUUCCAAAUACAGCAAACGGAGAAUAUAAUCCGCAGUAAAACCCCUACAGGGCCUGAGCUAGAUUCUAGCUACAAAGGAUAUAUGAAGCUCCUGGGUGAGUGCAGCAGGAGUAUAGAUUCAGUAAGGCGGCUUGAACAUAAACUGAAAGAAGAAGAGGAAAAGCUGUCUGGAUUUAUUAACCUGAACAAUGCAGAGCCACAAACAUCUGGUGUGAUUGAUCGAUGGGAGUUAAUUCAGGCCCAAGCCUUAAGUAAAGAACUGAGAAUGAAGCAGAAUCUUCAACAAUGGCAGCAGUUCAGUUCUGACCUAAACAACAUCUGGGUUUGGCUGGGAGAAACUGAAGAAGAAUUGGACCAAUGGCAUUGCCUUGAUCUCAGCACAGACAUACAGACCAUUGAGUUCCAGAUUAAAAAACUAAAAGAGCUGCAGAAGGCUGUCGAUAGUCGCAAAGCCAUCAUUUUGUCCAUCAACCUGUGCAGUUCAGAAUUCAUGCAGUCGGACAGUGAGGAAAACAAGAAACUGCAGGAACAACUCUCUCAGCUGAACAUGCGCUGGGACCACGUCUGCUCUGUGUUAGAAGAAUGGCGCUGCUCCCUACAGGGGGCUCUUAUGCAAUGUCAGGAUUUCCAUGAGAUGAGCCAUGGCUUAUUAUUAUGGCUGGAGAACAUUGACAGGAGAAAAAAUGAAAUAGUCCCUAUCAAUCCAAAUCAUGACUCUGAUACUCUGCAGGAUCAUCACAGGCUUCUCAUGCAAAUACGACGUGAGCUUCUGGAAUCUCAGUUAAAAGUGGCUUCUCUUCAAGACAUGUCCUGCCAACUGCUAGUCAAUGCUGAAGGCACGGAUUGUCUCGAGGCCAAAGAAAAGGUCCAUGUCAUUGGAAACAGACUAAAAAUGCUCCUGAAAGAUGUCACACGUCACAUUAAAGAACUAGAGAAGAUUCUAGAUAUUUCAAGCAGUCAGUUGGACUUAUCCUCGUGGUCUUCUGCUGAUGAGCUGGACACAUCAGGAUCUCUCAGUCCAGUAUCUGGAAGAAGCACUCCAAGCCGACAGAGAAUGGCCCACAAGAGGUGGCUCCGGUUCCUCCCAUUCUGAAAACCAGGGGCAUCGGUCACGACCGCAGCACUGCUUCUUCCUCAGGGUGCUGAGAGCAGCUCUUCCUCUCCAGCUUCUCUUGCUGCUUCUGAUGGC